UCCCAUCCAACGGCCUCAGUGAACUCCUGGGUCAUUUUUUUCUCCACUGCUCUCCAGUCUCUCCGUCCCUCUCUAGCUCCCCAGCUUUCCCUUUCAGUGCGCUCUCGCCUCGCCCGCUUCCAUGGCUUCCUCCACCUUGAAUCGCUGGGUGAGGCCCGAGGUGCUCCCUCUCUUUGCUGCGGUCGGUGUAGCGGUGGGGAUCUGCGGAUUCCAGCUUGUUCGCAACAUAUGCAUCAACCCGGAAGUGAGGGUUAACAAGGAAGGAAGAACUGCUGGAGUUCUGGAGAACUAUGCCGAAGGAGAAAGAUACGCAGAGCAUGGUCUUCGUAAACUUGUGCGCAAAAGGGCCCCUGAGAUCAUGCCCAAACUUAACAGUUUCUUCACUAAUCCAUCCAAAUGAGGUAUGCCAGAGAAAGCAGCUUGGAAUGUCAAUAAAACUCUAGUUAUGCAAACUUGAUGCUUGUUGUUGUGGCUUUGAAGGCUAUGGUUGUGUCAUCUAUCUAUCUUUCCUUAGUUGUCCGCAAGCACUGUGUAUUUUCACAUGGUUCUUCAGAACUUCUUGGAUCUUAGCAUCAAUCUUGUACUUAAUGGUCCGAAGUUUAUCUUUUGAUUUA
This is a messenger RNA of Zingiber officinale, 614 nucleotides long. RefSeq lists its product as uncharacterized. The record is from RefSeq and is a predicted model, not a curated record. The transcript has 3 exons. The coding region runs from base 122 to 400 and encodes 92 amino acids. Lineage: Eukaryota; Viridiplantae; Streptophyta; Magnoliopsida; Zingiberales; Zingiberaceae.